This is a messenger RNA of Clunio marinus, 243 nucleotides long. NCBI's taxonomy places the organism in Eukaryota, Metazoa, Arthropoda, Insecta, Diptera, Chironomidae. The record is from the annotation of a GenBank genome assembly.
AUGUUUAGCGAUCCUUUAUUAUAUGUAGCUGGAACAGCAACACACCUGCAAUCAUCUCACAGCCACCCACAUAAACCUCAAGCAGUUUCUAUACUUCUCGUUCCAGUUUCUCUCUCUAUUGCCAGGUGUGCAUUACAAUGUUCUUUUCUCUAUUUAAGUCAUAAUGUUCUGAUUUUCAUGCCAAAUACGGAAAGAUAUCUUAACGAGAUCAAUUUUGAAGUAUCAAGAAGAAAAAUACUUUAA